Arabis nemorensis is the source of this 1134-nucleotide messenger RNA. NCBI's taxonomy places the organism in Eukaryota, Viridiplantae, Streptophyta, Magnoliopsida, Brassicales, Brassicaceae. The record is from the annotation of a GenBank genome assembly.
AUGGAGUCCGUCUUCUCAAACGUCGCUCGUGCUCCCGAAGAUCCUAUCCUCGGUGUCACUGUUGCUUAUAACAAGGAUCCUAGUCCAGUUAAGAUCAAUUUGGGUGUUGGUGCCUAUCGAACUGAGGAAGGGAAGCCCCUUGUUCUUGAUGUGGUGCGAAGGGCAGAGCUACAGUUAGUGAAUGACCAGACCCGGGUCAAGGAAUAUAUUCCCAUCGUUGGACUUGCUGAUUUUAACAAAUUAAGUGCCAAACUCAUCUUAGGUGGUGAUAGUCCUGCUAUCAAAGAGAAUAGGGUUGCUACGAUCCAGUGCUUGUCUGGUACUGGUUCACUGAGAGUUGGUGCUGAGUUUCUAACGAAACACUACCACCAAAAUGUCAUUUACAUUCCAAAACCAACGUGGGGGAACCAUCCCAAGGUUUUCAACCUGGCAGGCUUGUCUGUGGAGUAUUUCCGUUACUAUGAUCCUACAACCCGUGGACUUGACUUCCAAGGCUUGAUCGAGGAUCUUGGGGCUGCACCAUCUGGAGCUAUAGUCUUACUUCAUGCGUGUGCGCACAAUCCGACUGGAGUUGACCCAACCCCUGAGCAGUGGGAACAGAUUCGACAAUUAAUUAGAUCUAAAAGCUUAUUACCCUUUUUUGAUAGUGCAUACCAGGGUUUUGCUAGUGGUAGCCUUGACACAGAUGCACAGUCAGUCCGUAUGUUUGUCGCUGAUGGCGGUGAAUGUUUGAUUGCUCAAAGUUAUGCCAAAAACAUGGGACUUUAUGGGGAGCGUGUUGGUGCCCUUAGCAUUGUCUGCAAGUCGGCAGAUGUGGCUAGUAAGGUUGAGAGCCAGGUGAAACUUGUUGUGAGGCCCAUGUAUUCAAGCCCACCUAUUCAUGGAGCAUCAAUUGUUGCCACCAUUCUGAAAAGCAGGGAAAGGAACCGUACACCUGGUGACUGGAGUCACAUUAUCAAACAGAUUGGGAUGUUUACUUUUACCGGAUUGAACACUGAGCAAGUUGCCUUCAUGACCAAAGAGCAUCACAUUUACAUGACAUCUGACGGGAGAAUAAGCAUGGCGGGUCUAAGUUCGAAGACAGUGCCUCACCUCGCUGAUGCUAUACAUGCUGCCGUUGCUCGCCUCGGCUAA